CUCACCUCGCAGUGAUUCGAUUUCUUCAAUAGCUCAACUACAUGGGACAUCUUGAUAAAGCCACAGCCAUUGCCUCCAACCGUACUGUGAGGCGACCGACAUGUAUUCUGAUGAGGAUGGCUCUGCCUCAAGGCAAAGCCAGGCAGCCUACAACAUCCGGAUACGACUGCUUGUAUCAGCGACCUCUGUCCUAUCGUGGUUGGGGCUGGCAGCAGCAGUUGCAAACGGUGAAUAUUCUCCAGGAAAUCUACAGUUCUCACUGUCGUCGAAUCAGCUGAGCCCACUCGGAUGGAGCAAGUAUUUGUGGCUUCUUCUUCCACUGCAUAGUCUGUCUAUUCACUGGACCGAAAGUCCCCCAAGCGUCUAUAGCGCUGGGCUCAGAGGGUCGCUUUUAGCUAUCCUCACCCUCUCUUUACUUUGCUUCCCAAGAGCGCCAACUGAUGACAGACCCUUCUUUGCUCUGUCACAGGUGCCUUUGCAGGUCUACGCAGCGGUUAGCUUGGCAAUCGUCCAACUUCUAUAUCCUCGUCGACCAGAUCUUUUCACACCGGAUGGCAAGCCCGUGGACCUAGAAAACAGCUCUUCGGCGUUCCAUAAGUAUUCUAUGCACUGGUGUGCGAAUGCUCUAAGCCUCGCUGGCAAUCAUGUUGGCCUUGACCAACUUCCUGCUUUGGAUUAUCGUUCCAGGUCGAAGAGCCAGCCACUUCUUCUUAUUAUGCCUUCUCGGACCUCUCUGUGGAAUCGAAUUGCAACCGACCGGUUCGCCGGAUUCGUCAAACAAUGGACUCUGAUGUUUGUACGAUCAUUUGUUACCUUUGGGUCGCCUUAUUGUGUCAUGCAGUUGCUGAAAAGCCUCGAAGAUAAUCGCGGUUCAACAUACGACGCUUGGAUGUGGCUGAUUGGAAUUGGCAUAUCUUCCUUGUGCCAAACGUUAAUUCACUAUCACCUCCUCUGGAUACAGUGGUCAGAGAUGGCUAUCCCUGUUAGAGCACAGCUAAUUAUGGCGAUGUUCGUCAAAGCCCUAAGGGUGAAAGACUCGAAAGAUCCAAAAACCUCAAAAGCGGCUUCAGAAAAGCCCGAGGCCAUCAAUCUCAUCUCAUCAGACACUGCAAACUUCUGUAAAUUCACUGCUGUUAACCACUAUAUCCCCGCACUGCUCUCCAAAUUUCUUUUUGCUGCGUUGUUUCUCUUGAGGUUACUUGGAUGGCAGAGCACCCUAGCUGCAAUGGUGGUCACUGCAAUAAGCGUACCGGUACAUACAUUUGUCAUUAAGAAGGAACGCGUGGCGCAGAAGAACCUUGCAGCAGCAAGAGACAAAAAGACCAAAGCGAUCAACGAAGCUAUGCAUGCACUCCGACAAAUCAAGUUCUCCGCCUUGGAAGCUCAAUGGGAAGAACGCCUAGAGACUUUUCGACAAGAAGAGAUAAAGCAAUUACGCAGGAGUUUCUUUGCCAGAAACGUAAGAUCUGUAUGGAGCGUUGCCUCUCCAUUCAUUGUCGCAGCGUCUUCAAUUUGCACCUACGCAUACACCAAGAGGUCAAUAUCUCCAUCUGUUAUCUUUCCGAUGAUUGAGCUCCUGCCUUACCUCCAAGGAACAUUAGGAUUCCUUCCUGUUGUAUUCCACGAUUACUUCGGUGCCAGGGCAAAUGGGCGCCGCAUGGAGGACUAUUUGAGACGGCCGGAGCAGCAAAGGGUCCUUGAGCCCAGUCCAUCAGGUCAUGUUUCAUUCCAGAAUGCGUCCGUUUCCUGGCCGUCGGAUGAGCUAGACGGAGAGAUCAAGCAGGAGAAGGAAACUGUCUUGCAGCAUCGAUUUUCCCUCUACAAUAUUAAUCUCGAGUUCCCUGUUGGAGAGCUUAGCAUUAUUCACGGUAAAACAGGAUCAGGGAAGAGCUUGUUGCUCGCUUCCAUACUCGGAGAGAUUGAUUUAUCAGGUGGCCGUAUCAAGGCACCAUCGAUGGCUGAUGAGCAACCGGUCGCAUUUGUAUCCCAAACGCCGUGGCUCCAGAAUGCUACAAUCAAAGAGAACAUCUUAUUCGGAAGCCCUAUGGACACCGAAAGAUACGAGAAAGUUCUGAGAGCCUGUGCACUUUAUCCUGACCUUGCUGCCUUGGCCAAGGGCGAUGAGACCCAAAUCGGUCUACGAGGCGUCAAGCUCAGUGGAGGCCAACGCGCGAGACUUUCAUUCGCAAGGGCAAUUUACUCUAGUGCGAAAACUCUAAUUCUCGACGAUAUAUUUUCAGCUCUCGAUUCUCAUGUCUCCAGGGAAAUUUUCAAUGCACUCACCGGCGAAUUGAGCCAAGGCCGGACGCGGAUUCUUGCAACACAUCGGGUGUCCUUGUGUCUAUCAAAGUCCAAGUACAUUGUCCAUAUACAGGACAAUACUAUAAGGUAUGCAGGCAAUACCGACUCAAUUGAAGAAAAUUGGGAUGUUGUCGAACCUGAGGCGCCCACCGAAGCCGGCCCACCAGUGCAAGAAAGACCGAAAGAAACUUCCCGCACGAAGACCACAACCAAGGCCCUUGACGCGCGGACAGACCUGAAGGUGUAUAAGAGCUACUUCACAGUCGCAGGCGGCCUUGGAUUUACUACAUUAUAUGUUUUGGGCCUCGUCAUCAAGCAGCUUUUAAGUUCGUUGACAACAUGGACCUUGGGGCGUAUAAAUUCGGUACGCCAAAAGACCGUCAUUCAACCAGAGAAUGCCUCGCCACAUAUUGCCCAUGUGGAAGGCGGAUUGCAGCAGUAUCUAUACCUGUAUCUGCUCAUUUCUUUGCUAGCUGUAUUCUUGCAAUUUCUUUUCAAUUUGCAUACAUAUGCAGGGUCAUUACGCGCGUCUAAGUCUCUAUCUCGCGAGGUUACGUCUAGAGUCCUUCGAAUGCCUCUCCUGUGGCUUGAUAACACACCCAUUGGGGAGAUACUGAGACGGUUCACCGUGGACGCAAAGCAUGUUGAUGAUCAGGUUCUCGGUACCAUGUCUGAUUUUGCCGACAAUUUCGUUCAGAUGACGGUUAUAGCAUGCAUCGGGCUAUAUACAUCCAUGUACACGAGCUUCUUGACUGUUGCUCUCUUAUACUGGUGUGCAGUAGUCAGCAAGCGCUACAUCAAAGCUCGAACGACAGUCAAGCGAGCUGAUGCAGAGCCAACCGCCGAUAUUCUCGAACAUUUCACAUCAUCUGCAGCAGGAGUCAUGACGAUCCGGGCCUUCGGUGCAACAGAUCAGCUAGCUGAACAAAUGCAUCAACGGCUCGAUAAUUUGUCCACCGCCCGGAGACAUUUCUUUAUUUUCAAUCGCUGGCUGGGCCUCCAGAUGUCUCUUGUAGGUGUCCUCUUCAGCACCGGCACGGGCAUUAUUCUAAUGUCGUCGCGCUCUGUGAUUGACGCCUCUUUGAUUGGAUUCUCCCUGAGCUUCUCCAUGGGCUUUUCGCAGGCCGUGUUCCAGGCCAUCAACAAUUUUGGAAUGCUGGAAACCUUCAUGAACGCAGCGGGAAAUGUUAUAGCAUACUCUGAGAUGGAGACCGAACGUCAAGGCGGUCAAGAAGUCCCAGACAGCUGGCCAUCAAAGGGAACGGUUGAGGUCAAGUCCCUUAGCGUUUCCUAUUCAACUGAUCUCCCCCUUGUCCUCAAGAAAGUAUCAUUCAGUGUUGAGGGCACCACAAGAGUCGGCAUUGUAGGCCGCACUGGAGCCGGAAAAUCAUCACUAACACUGGCCCUUCUGCGCCUAAUUGAACCCCAAGCCGGCUCAAUCAUCGUCGAUGGCAUCGACAUCGCAACCAUCAAGCUUCAGAUCCUCAGGUCCAGAAUUGCAUUCAUCCCACAAGACCCUGUCUUAUUCUCCGGAACUGUGCGAUCCAACCUUGACUACUUCCACCAAAUCCCAGAAGCCACACUCAAAGACUCCCUAAAACGCGUCAAAUUGCUUGCAGAAAGCCCGGAGGACGAAAGCACCGGCCUAUUUACCCUUGACACACCUAUUAGCGCCGGAGGGGCAAACAUGUCCCAGGGCCAGCGGCAGCUUCUCUGCCUUGCACGGAUCCUAAUCAAGGACCCGAAGAUCAUCAUUCUCGACGAGGCGACGUCAGCCGUGGAUCACAAGACGGAUUUAUGGAUUCAGGAGACAAUUCGAAACCAGUUUAGUGGGACAUUGAUUGUUGUUGCGCAUCGACUGAGGACAAUAUCCUCAUUUGAUAAGAUACUAGUCAUGAGUGAGGGGGAGAUUGUGGAGAUGGGGACGCCAGCGGCGCUACUGAAGAAUGAGGGGCUGUUCUAUGAUCUUGUUCAGAGCAGUGAGGACAGGAUGUUUCUGAUGGAUACAAUUGGAUGAGGGACGUGCGUCUAAUAUGGGUGUCGGAGAUGAUACAGGGUCGAUUGGGAUCCGACUAGGUUAUGGGUUGUUAGAAAUUCUACACACUAGAACUUAGUGUUGUAGGAGCAAGCUUCACGACUACUGGUCUGCAAAUGUUCACCCUAAGGGUAACAGUGACUACCCUGGAUGAUCAAUAAUCGAUCAGCAUCUGCAGGCCCUAAGCCUUCCGUGUUAUC
Aspergillus sclerotioniger CBS 115572 is the source of this 4536-nucleotide messenger RNA. Its product is annotated as P-loop containing nucleoside triphosphate hydrolase protein. Bases 101 to 4318 code for a protein of 1405 amino acids. The record is from RefSeq and is a predicted model, not a curated record. Lineage: Eukaryota; Fungi; Ascomycota; Eurotiomycetes; Eurotiales; Aspergillaceae. Gene Ontology annotation, cellular component: membrane. Gene Ontology annotation, molecular function: ATP hydrolysis activity; ABC-type transporter activity; ATP binding. Gene Ontology annotation, biological process: transmembrane transport. The transcript has 3 exons.